AUGGUGACGAAUCGGCGGUUCGAGCCGAUAUCAAGCCGCAGCCGCGACAGCUGGUCGGACCAAACCGUGGCGGCUGACCUAGACGACACUCUCCUCUGGUCCAAUAGCUCAUUCCCCUACUUCAUGCUCGUGGCGCUGGAAGCCGGCAGCUUGUUCCGCGCCUUAACCCUCCUCGCCUCAGCCCCUUUCAUCUACUUCGUGUACGUGUUCGUGUCCGAGUCCCUAGCCACCGAAACGCUCGUGUUCAUCGCCUUCACAGGGCUCAAGGUCCGCGACAUCGAGCUCGUGGCCCGGUCCGUGCUCCCCAAGUUCUACGCGGAGGACGUCCGGCCCGACGCGUGGGAGGUGUUCGAUUCGUUCAGGAGGAGGUGCAUCGUGAUGGCGAAUCCGAGGAUCAUAGUGGAGCACUUCGUGAGGAAUUAUUUAGGAGCGAAGAAGGUGCUCAGGACGGAGUUGGAGGUCACGGGAUCGGCCCAGACCACGGGGUUUGUGAGGAGGACCGACGUGCUUGUGAGUGGCCACAAACGGGCCAUGGUCGUUAGGGAUGAAAGAAAGUUGCGGAAGCCAUGA
This is a messenger RNA of Salvia splendens (bonfire salvia), 570 nucleotides long. RefSeq names its product glycerol-3-phosphate 2-O-acyltransferase 6. Gene Ontology annotation, cellular component: membrane. Gene Ontology annotation, biological process: cutin biosynthetic process. The transcript has a single exon. The record is from RefSeq and is a predicted model, not a curated record. Lineage: Eukaryota; Viridiplantae; Streptophyta; Magnoliopsida; Lamiales; Lamiaceae. Bases 1 to 570 code for a protein of 189 amino acids. Gene Ontology annotation, molecular function: glycerol-3-phosphate 2-O-acyltransferase activity; phosphatase activity.